AUGCGAUUCAUCAACACUCUCGUCACCUGCGCCGCUGCGGCUGCCCAGUUGGUCUCCGGCCACUUCAGCAUCGUCUACCCCGAGUGGCGAGCUGAUUCCAUCAGCGAGGAGAAUGGCUACUCCCAGUGGAUUUAUCCUUGCGCCAAUGUCGGCGGAGGCGCUGGCAACCGAACUGACUGGCCCAUUCACGGAGGCGUCGUCCAACUUACCCUCCGUCACCCAUGGACCUACCUCUACAUCAACGUCGGCCUUGGCGAGGGCAACCUCACCAACUUCAAUAUGUCACUCCUCCCCGGUCUUGCCAAUGUUACCGGUCGCGGCAACUUCUGUGUCCCGACCAUUCCCUUGCCCAUGGAGAUUCUCGACGGCACUCUUGGCAGCAUCCAGGUCGUCACCAACGGUGUUGAUGGCGCUGACAUGUACAACUGCGCUGACAUCACCUUCCGAGCUGCCGCCAAGGUCCCUGAUGGCGUCUGCCACAACUCCAGCGACAUCUCUUCUGUCUUCCUCGGCGAGUCCUCGGGCGGUCCCAAUGCUACCGUCACUGUCCAGGCUCCUGCCCCGACUUCUCACCCGAACUCGGCCACGGAAGUCAUCAUGGGUGGAAUGGCAAUGGCCGGCAUGGUUGGUCUAGUUGGUGUCUUGGUUGGAGGUAUGGGCAUGUGA
Molecule: messenger RNA, 666 nt
Organism: Hypoxylon fragiforme
Lineage: Eukaryota; Fungi; Ascomycota; Sordariomycetes; Xylariales; Hypoxylaceae
Exons: 3
Coding region: 1-666 (221 amino acids)
Source: RefSeq, a predicted model, not a curated record